Aspergillus pseudoviridinutans is the source of this 1302-nucleotide messenger RNA. RefSeq lists its product as uncharacterized. The coding region runs from base 1 to 1302 and encodes 433 amino acids. The transcript has 2 exons. Lineage: Eukaryota; Fungi; Ascomycota; Eurotiomycetes; Eurotiales; Aspergillaceae. The record is from RefSeq and is a predicted model, not a curated record.
AUGAUGAUUGCAGCCGUGUUGUCCUUGUUUACACUGGUUGUCUUCUACGAGGUGAUGCCGGCAUCCUGGGGCAUAACUCCACAUGAGAUGACCGGCAGCCAAAAGGCCUACGGUGCUAAUCUGGUGGCAUCUGGCUUGAGCGAAGACUCCCUCCGUACCGACCGUCGCUGCCACGCUCUCCCCGACCCAGGCAACAUCCUGUUCGUUGUGAAGUCCGGCGCCACAGAGAUUUAUGAGAAACUACCAACUCAGCUGCUGACGACGCUCGGGUGCGCGCGGGAUUUCUUGAUCUUCUCCGACCUUGAGGAGCAGAUUGGCCACUACCAUAUCAUCGAUGCGUUAGCGGACUUCAACGAAACCAUGAAAAAGACUCAUGCUGACUUCGAGCUAUACCGCCAACAACAAGAGUAUCAACGUGGGGGCCUGGAUAUCACCACACUUAAGAAUGACGGUAAGGCAGCCUGGAAUCUGGAUAAGUACAAGUUCCUGCACAUGGUGGAGAAGACUUGGGUCCAGCGCCCAAACAUGGACUGGUAUGUCUUCAUUGAGAGCGACACGUAUAUCGUCUGGACGAACCUCCUCCUCUGGCUGCGUCAGUUCUCGCCGAAGAAGAAGCUGUACAUGGGCUCCGCGGCCUUCGUUGGAGACCAGGGUUUUGGCCACGGUGGGAGCGGCUAUGUCAUUUCAAAAGCGCUGAUGAAGGCAUUUGUGGGGAAGAAUGCCUGGACGGCGGGUCGUUACGACGAUGUAUUUCCGACUGAGUGCUGCGGGGAUUUCGUGCUGGGACGGGCGCUCAAGCAGGAGCACAAUGCGGGAAUCCAAAAUUUUUGGCCGCAAAUGAACGGGGAAAAACCCGUGACACUGGAGUUUGGAUCAAAUCAGUGGUGUCAGCCCGUCAUUACAAUGCAUCAUGUCAAGCCGCGGGAGCGCAGCAUCAUUUUUGAUUUCGAGCAGGCCCGCGACAGUAUCGCGGUACCGCUGCUCUUCAGGGAACUCUCAGAGUUGCCCUUUCCACCGGGUAGGAUGCGCAUCCAGGAGGAUGACUGGGACAAUCUCGCCUUUGUGCCGGUGAACCUGGACAACCCUUCGAUGGAAUCAUGUCGAGAGGCGUGCGAGAAUCACUGCUUCCAAUGGCGGUAUAGCGAGGGCGAGUGCCAUAUAUCGACUGAAUCCUUCAGGCUUGGAACAAAACGGCUGCCUGAGGGUCAGCGGCGUUGGUUCUCAGGCUGGAACGUUCAGCGAAUACAGGAGUGGCGCGACGCGCAUCCGUGCAAGGAGACAACUUGGGUGAAUGCGCACUGA